UAACAAUGAAGUUCAUCUGUGCUGUUCUCCUGGUAGCGGCGGUGGCGGCGGAGCCACCGCGGCGGCAGUUCCAAUUCCAGAGACAGGAGGCUGAGCCUGCUCCUUACCCGGCAGCGGGCUACAGGCCGACCAAGGAGUUCAAACUGCCCUCCCGGGAGGAACUAUCCCCCCCAUCUACGAACUACGGCGUACCUGACAACACCUAUGAAGCGCCUUUCAACAGCGCCUCUCGGAACCAGAACGGAGCGCCUUUCAACAGCGCCCCUCAGAAUCAGAAUGUAGCGUCUUUCAACAACGCCCCUCAGAAUCAGAACGGAGCGCCCUUCAACAACGCCCCUCAAAACCAGUAUGGCGCACCCUUCAACAGCGCUCCGCAAAACCAGUACGGUACACCCAGGAACACAGAAGACAAAGAGGUCGAAACUAUUGAAGAGAACAAUAAUGCGAAACUAGUGGAGAACAGGGACGCAGAGGUUGUAAACACUCAAGGAGCCUACUAUGUGUUGCUACCAGGAUCCCAGCUGCAAAGAGUACAGUUUCAGACGGAGAAUGAUAUUCGCAACAUGGCCUACACUGCCCGCCUCCAGUAUAAGAAUGAAGACCGUGCCCCGCUAUUCGUGUAUACCGCACCGCAGUACCAACCAACUGCAGCCUAUGUACAACUCGUAUAA
This is a messenger RNA of Aricia agestis (brown argus), 671 nucleotides long. RefSeq lists its product as uncharacterized. The transcript has a single exon. Bases 6 to 671 code for a protein of 221 amino acids. The record is from RefSeq and is a predicted model, not a curated record. Lineage: Eukaryota; Metazoa; Arthropoda; Insecta; Lepidoptera; Lycaenidae.